Cyprinus carpio (common carp) is the source of this 1127-nucleotide messenger RNA. Its product is annotated as glutathione S-transferase Mu 3-like. The coding region runs from base 207 to 704 and encodes 165 amino acids. Lineage: Eukaryota; Metazoa; Chordata; Actinopteri; Cypriniformes; Cyprinidae. The transcript has 7 exons. Gene Ontology annotation, biological process: glutathione metabolic process. Gene Ontology annotation, molecular function: glutathione transferase activity. The record is from RefSeq and is a predicted model, not a curated record.
UUAAUUAUUCCAAGAGUGAGAAAAACACAUUUCACAGCAGCUGAAGUUUGCUAUAUUUCCAAAUUUUCCUCUAAUUAAAGCUUGCUCAACCAAUCCGUCUGCUGUUGGAAUACACUGGUACCAAGUAUGAGGAGAAGUUCUAUUCUUGUGGGGAGGCUCCCAACUAUGACAAAAGCUGUUGGUUUAAUGAGAAAGAGAAACUUGGGAUGGACUUUCCUAAUUUGCCCUACCUAGAGGAUGGAGGCACAAAAGUGGUCCAAAGCAAUGCCAUAUUGAGAUAUAUCGCCCGCAAACAUAACCUCUGUGGGGAAACUGAAGAAGAGCAGAUGAGAGUUGACAUCUUGGAAAACCAGGCGAUGGAUUUCCGCAAUGGUUUUGCCCAGCUCUGUUAUGGAGACUUUGACAAAAACAAACCAUGUUACAAUGAGAAAUUGCCAGGAGCUCUAAAGCAGUUCUCUGACUUCCUUGGUGACAGGAAGUGGUUUGCUGGGCACAAGAUCACAUUUGUGGACUUCAUCAUGUACGAGCUUUUGGAUUUGCAUCGCAUGUUUCAACCGGAGUGCCUGGAUGACUACAGAAACCUGAGAUCUUUCCUGGAUCACUUUGAGAGCCUUGAGAAGAUUGGAGAGUACAUGAAGUCGGGCAAGUUCAUAAAAACACCUGUGAACAACAAGAUGGCCAAAUGGGGAAACAGGAAGGAGUGAAAAUGACAAGAUUUUGUCUUACUUUUUUUGGUGCAACAUUUUAACCUUCUCAAUAAAAAAAAAUAAGUAUUAGCUAAAUUUACAUCCUAAUGAUACAGUAUAUUAGAUAUUUCACUGUUCAGAUUUUCUAUGUUUGAAUUGUAAAAAAGCAUGAACAUUGUUGAGUUCAGUGCAUUUAGCCCUUAUUGAUUAGAAAUGGUCAUGAAUGACAAUGCAAAUGUAAAACAGGUUUUUAAACCAAAGGCUUUCUGAAUAAAUUAACUAUAUUACUGUUGUGAGGUAAAACACAAACCCACCACUGGAUUGUUGACUUAAACUGGAAAUUAGAUGUAACAAAAUAUAAACUGGAAAUUAGAUGUAACAAAAUAUAUUUAACCCCAAAAUCAAAAGCUUACUUUAAGACCAAUAAACUAUGGCUACUAA